Messenger RNA from Brachypodium distachyon (stiff brome), 1227 nucleotides. RefSeq names its product LOB domain-containing protein 42. Gene Ontology annotation, biological process: regulation of gene expression. Lineage: Eukaryota; Viridiplantae; Streptophyta; Magnoliopsida; Poales; Poaceae. The record is from RefSeq and is a predicted model, not a curated record. The transcript has a single exon. Bases 121 to 1023 code for a protein of 300 amino acids.
UCUCUCCUCCAUCAUCAUCUAUUCAUCUUCCUCACAACACCACCAGUCCAUCGAUCUCCCAACAACUCAGGUUGAUCCUGCGCUGCAGCUCUAGCAUAGCUACCUAGCCGGCCUGCGAAGAUGCGGAUGAGCUGCAACGGGUGCCGUGUGCUGCGCAAGGGGUGCAGCGAGGGCUGCACCAUCCGGCCGUGCCUGGAGUGGAUCAAGAGCCCCGACGCGCAGGCCAACGCCACCGUCUUCCUCGCCAAGUUCUACGGCCGCGCCGGGCUGCUCAACCUCCUCGCCGCCGGCCCCGACGACCUCCGCCCGGCGCUCUUCCGCUCGCUGCUCUACGAGGCGUGCGGAAGGAUGGUGAACCCGAUCUACGGCUCCGUCGGGCUGCUCUGGUCCGGCCGCUGGGAGGCCUGCCAGGCUGCCGUAGAAGCCGUGCUCAAAGGGGAACGCAUCGUCCAGGUCUCCUCCGAGUCCGUCCCCGCCGGUCAGGACACACCGCCGCUCCGGGCGUACGACAUCCGCCAUGUCGCCAAGGACAAAGAAGCCGCCGAUCCGCUGCGUGUCUCGCGCGCUGGACGCACCAGAUUCAAGCGCGCCUCGUCCUCCACCUCCAAGUCCAACAAGGGUGCCAAGAGCGUGUCCCCCACUCCAAGGCAAGAGCCAGAGCAGCACGAUGACCACGGCCGUGCGCCGAGCCGUGAGCCCUGCCACGAGGAGUCGGCCGGCAGCCACAACCAUGGCCAUGUCGACGACGAAGGCAUGGUGAUCGGAGUCGAGCAAACGCGGGAAGAGUCGGGUCAGGACACCGAGGUUGAGGCCGGCUCGCACGUCAGCCAGGCGGAGCAGAGCCCUCUGCCGGUACCGCCGAUGCGGCAUGUCGUCCAUGAGGAGAUUGGGCUGGAGCUGACGCUCGGGCUGGAACCACCGGCGGUCACGCGCUUGGCGAUGUCGCCACUGGCGCGCUUUGAUGUGAGCGGAUUGAGCGCCGAGUCGAGCCACAUCGGCCUGGGGCUUGGCCUGCCGGCGUGAGAGCGGCGAGCGGCCUGAUGGUAGAAGACAGUUUUGGGAUCGUGUCAGCCGUUCUUAGGAUUUCAUUGAUUUCUGUCAUGUAUUCGUCAUGUCUGCUUGUACAAACUUUCUGAGAUCCUGCCCCUUUUUUUUUUGAAAAAGAGAGGUUUUCCCUCUCCGAUUUCAUAUAAUGAAACCAAGGUGCUACAAGGUUUUGCAGUCAAA